AUGCUUCAGGCACGGGUUACUGCUAAAGGACAAGUUCAUGUAGAAUAUUGUCUAUCUCAUAUUGGCCAUGAAGCGGAUCCCUCUCGUUUAUGGUUGGACAAGUCUAGCGAACAACUAAUUGUAGAAUUGCUAAAGGAAGGAUUUAAUUAUGGACAAGUCAAGCAGAAGAUAAGGGAGAGGUAUAGAAAGCCAGACGGAUCAACUGGGAAGGAAAAUCGUCUUUUCUUCGUAACAGUGGGCGAUAUAAGGGCUAUCAGCCGGCGGAACAAUCUGUUUCCCGGACGACGUGAUCCAAAUGAUUUGAACAUCUCUGGAGAAACGUAUAAACGAAAACAACGUUGGCGACGGAUUCCGGUACUACACUCCAGUUCUAAACGACACAGGCGAUGGAUUUUGUCUUGGUACUUGUUAAUAAAUGAGACACAGCGGAAGUGGCUGGCAGAGUUCUCCCACAGAGGAAUCGGUAUUGACGACACAUUCAAUGUGUCUAUGUACAAGCUGCGGCUUGCCACAAUUAUCGUUGCUGACAACUGCGACCGAGCACUGCCGCCGCUUUCAUGCUCAGUUUUAGGUGCAGUCCAUUUGUCAUGUAUCUUCAGUACUGCAUAG
This is a messenger RNA of Cooperia oncophora, 609 nucleotides long. The record is from the annotation of a GenBank genome assembly. Lineage: Eukaryota; Metazoa; Nematoda; Chromadorea; Rhabditida; Trichostrongylidae.